CGCGCCAGAAGCACUUCCAGGAACUCGCCCGGCUCUGCGCCUCCUUCCGCUCCACCCGCGCGCGCCGCCGGCCGCCCAGAUGCUCUUCCGCUCCCUGCUUCUCUGCGCGGCGCUGGCGCUCAGCAGCGCAGCAAAUCCUUGCUGUUCCAACCCAUGUCAAAACCGAGGUGUGUGUAUGACUAUAGGAUUUGACCGGUAUAAGUGUGACUGUACCCGAACCGGAUUUUAUGGCGAAAACUGUUCAACGCCUGAAUUAAUGACAAGAAUAAAAUUAUUGCUGAAACCUACUCCAAAUACAGUGCACUACAUACUUACCCACUUCAGGGGUUUCUGGAACAUUGUCAAUAACAUUCCCUUCCUGCGGAACGCAAUUAUGAAAUAUGUGUUGACAUCCAGAUCACAUUUGGUUGAGAGCCCACCAACUUACAACAUGCACUACGGCUACAAAAGCUGGGAGGCCUUUUCUAACCUCUCCUAUUAUACCAGAGCUCUUCCUCCAGUACCUGAUGACUGUCCAACUCCCAUGGGUGUGAAAGGAAAGAAAAAGCUUCCUGAUUCCAAAGAAAUUGUGGAAAAAUUCCUUUUAAGAAGAAAGUUCAUCCCUGAUCCUCAGGGCACAAAUAUGAUGUUUACAUUCUUUGCUCAGCACUUCACCCACCAAUUCUUCAAAACAGAUCAUAAGCGAGGACCAGCUUUCACCAAAGGACUGGGCCAUGGGGUGGACUUAAGUCAUGUUUACGGCGAAACUUUGGAUAGACAGCAUAAACUGCGCCUUUUCAAGGAUGGAAAAAUGAAAUAUCAGAUAAUUGAUGGAGAAGUGUAUCCUCCCACAGUCAAAGAUACUCAGGUCUCAAUGAUCUACCCACCUCAAGUCCCUGAACAUCUCCGCUUUGCUGUGGGGCAGGAGGUCUUUGGCAUGGUGCCUGGUCUGAUGAUGUAUGCCACCAUUUGGCUGCGGGAACAUAACAGAGUAUGUGAUGUGCUGAAAAAGGAACAUCCAGAAUGGGGUGAUGAGCAGUUAUUCCAGACAAGCAGGCUAAUACUGAUAGGUGAAACUAUUAAGAUUGUGAUUGAAGACUAUGUCCAACACUUGAGUGGCUAUAACUUCAAGCUUAAAUUUGAUCCAGAACUGCUUUUCAACCAACAAUUCCAAUACCAAAACCGCAUUGCUGCUGAGUUUAACACCCUCUACCACUGGCAUCCCCUUCUGCCUGACGCCUUUCAAAUUGACGAAAAAGAGUACAACUAUCAACAGUUUCUCUACAACAACUCUAUCUUAUUAGAACAUGGUCUUACCCAGUUUGUUGAAUCAUUCAGCAGGCAAAUUGCUGGCAGGGUUGCUGGUGGUAGGAAUCUUUCACCUGCAGUACAGAAAGUAGCACAGGCCUCAAUUGACCAGAGCAGACAGAUGAAAUACCAGUCUUUUAAUGAGUAUCGCAAGCGCUUUUUGCUACAGCCCUACAAAUCCUUUGAAGAACUCACAGGUGAGAAGGAAAUGGCUGCGGAGUUAGAAGCAGCCUAUGGUGAUAUCGAUGCUAUGGAACUGUAUCCUGCUCUUCUGGUAGAAAAGCCACGUCCAGAUGCCAUCUUUGGUGAGACCAUGGUAGAACUUGGAGCACCAUUCUCUUUGAAAGGACUUAUGGGUAAUCCUAUUUGCUCUCCUGAGUACUGGAAGCCUAGUACUUUUGGUGGGGAAGUAGGUUUUAAGAUCAUCAACACUGCCUCAAUCCAGUCUCUCAUCUGCUAUAAUGUGAAGGGCUGUCCUUUUACCUCAUUCAGUGUUCAAGAUCCACAGCUGACCAAAACAGUCACCAUUAAUGCAAGUUCUUCUCACUCUGGACUAGAUGACAUCAACCCCACCGUACUACUAAAAGAACGUUCAACUGAACUAUAGAAGUCUAUUGGUCAUAUUUAUUUAUUUAUAUGAACUAUUUCUGUUGAUUUAAUUAUUUAAUAUUUAUAUUAAACUCCUUAUGUUAAUAUCUUCUGUUAAGGAGGAAAGAGUCAUACUUGUAAAGAGCGUUGUGACACUAUUUGCAGACAGAUUUUCUUCAAAUUUAGAGGAAAAGAGCCUUUGUUCUUUUCUAUGAACCAAUGAGAAGUUGGUUGAGAAACCAGUGAGUUUGAUUAUCUUUUUACUUGAAUUUCAACUUUUGUGAUGUAUAAUAAGAACAACGACAAAGAUGUUUGGAUGUUUUAAAUGCUGUUAAAACAUUUAAAUGUUUAAAUGCUGUUACAUGGUUUAAAUGCUGUUACAUGGUUUAAAUGCUGUUACAUGGUUUAAAUGCUGUUACAGAAUGGCAAAAUGCUGCAAGUUUCUUUCUACAUUGUUGAUAUAUUCCAGUGUAUCUUCCAUGAUACAUUAGAAACAACUACCUGCAUUGUGCUCUUUUUACUUUUUUCUUUCAAUCAUUUUGUGAAGAAAAACUCUUUUCUGACCAGUAUACUUUUACUUUUAUUUCCAGAAUUCAAGAUCUGAGUUCCUCUUUCUUUAUAACUGUCUAUAUUUUCUUACCUGAACUUCUCUAAAUGUUCAGGAAAACCUCAGCUCAGGACUACUGUUUAGCUUCUCUUCAAAGGUUGACAGUAAGGCAGUGAUGUUCCUAGUCUCGUGAACAUCUUUCUUGAUGAAAAACAAAACUGAACAAUUCAUGAAUUGUCCCCAUGAGGAUACUGCUUUUUCUUUUCCACAUCUCAAUGUCAGCUGACAUUUUUCUGGUACUGUAUAUUACUUAAUUUAUUGAGAUUAUUUAUUAGGACAUUAUUGUUACAGACUGGGCUUAGCCAGUAAUCACAUUUUUUUUUUUUUUUUGCAUUAUGUCAGAAUUAUUUGUUCUGACAUGUUACUUUCUCUGGGAUUCCGAUGAAUUUUCUUCAUUGGGAUAAACUCUGAAUUAUGUAAACUCCAAGAGAAAUGAUUGGACAAAGAUUAGUGACUAAAUGUUCAAUAAUCCAACUCUGGCAUAUUGAGAUAUAGAAAGUUAGAAUUUAUGUCUUUUUUUUUUUUAGAAUUUAUGUCUUUAAAGGACAUAAGAGAACAUUGUGUCCCACUAGUCCGGGACACACCAUAAACACUAUAAGACCACUUACGCAUUUUUGAAAGACCUGUGGAUGGUCUAUUACUUAAUUCAACCAUAACAUUGAGGAUAUAUUCUCUGCAAAGCAUUUGGAUUUUUAUAUUUUUAAAUCAAGUGCUAAUUACGGAUAGCAUCAGUUGUAUCAAUGGUUGAAAGAGCAUGUCUCUUACAGGAGAAAUUGAAAUUUCUUUGAAUAGAAAUAACUCAGGGGAUUUUUUUCUUUAAGGUUUUUUGGUUUAAAAGGUUUUAAGAUUAAGGAAAGAAACAGUAUUAGAAGGACUUAUAUAAAAAAACUAUUGAUUUAAAAAGAAUGAUUUGUUAUUAGAUUUAUCCUACUACUGGACCUGGGAAUUUGGAAUGUAUAUGUGAAUCUUUUGCUGCCUCACAUAAUUGUGUAUUUAAAUUAACUUAUGUAAAAUACAAUGGUUGGAACAAAUGUCUUUAUUUUUAUACUAUUUAAAAUCAAAGCAAAAU
Molecule: messenger RNA, 3551 nt
Organism: Talpa occidentalis (Iberian mole)
Lineage: Eukaryota; Metazoa; Chordata; Mammalia; Eulipotyphla; Talpidae
Gene: PTGS2
Product: prostaglandin-endoperoxide synthase 2
Exons: 10
Coding region: 80-1894 (604 amino acids)
Biological process (GO): response to oxidative stress; cyclooxygenase pathway
Cellular component (GO): neuron projection; cytoplasm
Molecular function (GO): prostaglandin-endoperoxide synthase activity; oxidoreductase activity, acting on single donors with incorporation of molecular oxygen, incorporation of two atoms of oxygen; peroxidase activity
Source: RefSeq, a predicted model, not a curated record